Fusarium mangiferae is the source of this 2091-nucleotide messenger RNA. RefSeq lists its product as uncharacterized. Lineage: Eukaryota; Fungi; Ascomycota; Sordariomycetes; Hypocreales; Nectriaceae. Bases 1 to 2091 code for a protein of 696 amino acids. The transcript is spliced from 2 exons. The record is from RefSeq and is a predicted model, not a curated record.
AUGAAAACGAAACAACGAGGCAGGCGCCGCAGGUCCAGGGGCAAAGACGAUCGGGUCCUGUCUUCAAACCCGGUUAACGAUGAACGGUUGAGUAUAGGGCUUCAGUUCUUACAGUCCUCUGAAGAUGAGGAAGAGAGUAGUAAUGAGCCUCCCCUGGAGUAUCUGAAACCGACUGUUUACACUCCGAGGAAGUCGCUUGAAUUCCUCAAACCCGACGUCUAUACACCACCGGCCUCAUCUCACAACUCUUCCAGUCGUCCUAAAACCAGUGCAAGCAUGCGGCUGGCCGACACCAGAGCGAGAACCAGGUCUCCUAGGCGGGCAUGGAGGCCCCCAACUCCCCAUCCAGACGGUAGACCGCGAGGCUCCAGAUUACGACGUACACCUACUCCAAACCAGAGAGUCAUGUCAUCGGCUGGGUAUUCAGUUCCUCCGGCUUUCCCGAAUCCCACUUACAACCAGUUUCCCUCAGAACCUCCCCAUCAAAUGAUGUAUCCGCCGAUCAACUAUGCGCCACGUAUUGGGCCAUCUCUGGUGCCGCCUAUGAUGCCAUACUCGCCUCUACCAUGGCCACUUGCCCCAGCCCCGUGGUCGGCUCAUUCGGCUCAGCCAGAGGCGAUGAUGGACUAUCCGGCGGACUAUGAUAGUCAUUUUGAACAAACGGAUUGGCCUUCAUUUGAGGGAGAGGGCGGGAUGUAUUAUGCGCCACAGCACUUCCUUUAUUAUCAGCCAGAGUCACAUAUGCGACCACAAAUUCAGCCCUAUAGUCAAUACCGAAUGCAUUUGCAGCCUCCAGAAAGGUCUGAACUGUAUCUAAAUUCCCGGGGCAGUGAUUCACAGAGUGAGUCGAGGAGCCAGCCCACAGGAAGCCAGCAUGAGAAAAAAGCCAGUACAUCUAGUUCCACCAAGGCAAGCAACUCUAGCUCCGGUAUAGCUACCAAUGUGUCUGAUACUACAACCCCUUUGAAAACUCAAUUCGAUAUGAUCAAGGACCAAAUGCCUGUUGGUAAAGACCGUCAACUCCUCAGUGCUGUUUGCAGUGACGACUCGACGCAAGAAGAAGUCAAGAAAGAGCUUCGCAAGGCGGCUGACUAUAGUAAGAUCAAAGGGUUUAUCCCAACUCGACAGGCACAAAUUUCACACGAUUCUCCUCGCGGUGCGAGAGGUGCGAAGAUCAACCUUAAGCGAGAGACUACACCCCCAGAGGAGAACAAAGCUCGAGAGACUCUAAAACUGAUCGAUCCGCUCCAGAAUGCACCCAGAGGUCCAUCUUCCACGCGCCAACUUCCUCAGACGUUCAGUUCUACCUUGAAACAGAGUUUCAAUUUAAAUGGAUCUGAGUCGGGCUCAUGGUCUCAAUCCAAGAGAUGGACGAGCUUUGCUACAAAGGAACGGCAGGCUUUUCAGAAGAUGAUGGCCAAUCUGCGCUACAUGAGUGCCGACCAGUCUCCAUUUGUUCCUCAGAGCCCAGUAGAGCUGACAGCUUUCAAGGCAAAUCUGGCAGAAUCAAAGACGAGGAAGCUCGAUCAAGAGGUCAAGCAACGUCUGGCAAGGACGAACGUGGGCGUCGAUGAAGGCGCGGACACUCGAGUCAAGCCUGUUGUGAAGCUCCUCCGUGGGAAGAAAUUUGACGAUUGUCUUUCCCCCGUGUUCGCAGCCAGCAAUUGCUUCAGCACCUCACGGAACGAGCCACCGUAUGGUGCUGGAUGGCCAACCCUCACCGAACUCAAGGAGGAGGGAGACAAACGCUCCAGUCGACAGGGCCGGUGCCUGCCUCUCCCAAGGCUGGAUCUCGUUUCUCGCACAUUAUCUUCGGAAAUAUCUGGGGCUUGCAGCUCUGAUGGGGCAGUCCGUAACGAUAAGAGAACUGUUCAAGUUGGAUCCCAUUAUCUUUGUGCUGUUACGCCAGAGGAGCCUUCUAUUMCCCCGCCGAUCGAGUUGCAGUCAGACGAAGCCCAUUUCAUUCCCGCUACACUUCUUCAAUUCAUAAAUGCAAGCGAAGAUGACGCGAAAGGGACGGAAGAGGACAACGAGAAGACGAUUGGACAGGAGCAUGAGGAGAAAGCCGAGGAAAAAGGAGCAAGAGAUUGA